Molecule: messenger RNA, 3659 nt
Organism: Nelumbo nucifera (sacred lotus)
Lineage: Eukaryota; Viridiplantae; Streptophyta; Magnoliopsida; Proteales; Nelumbonaceae
Source: RefSeq, a predicted model, not a curated record
GAGAGUUGAGACUUAGCGAGGACCGAAGGGUGCGAAACUCGGCCUGCUCUUCCCGUCUGUGUCUUUCCUUCACGCGCGCCGGAUAAAAAAAUCACCAUAUAUUCUUCUUUACAAGCCCAAGAGGAAGAGAGGAAUACACGUAAUGAGUAGCUCUGUUAUCUCCCACCUCUCGCUCCUAUCUAUCGCUUCCCCUCGUUUCGUAGCUCCAAUGUCAAGCGGUCGAAUUCCGAAUUUAUACUGGAAAAGAUGGGGGCGAAUGAAUAAACGUUAUGCUUCCACUUUACGAUGCUAUUGUAGUAGUGUUUCGGUCUCUGAACCCAAAUCUUCUGAGACUUCUUCCAUAACUGUUAAGAAAAGGAUUGUAUCUGGAGUCCAGCCUACAGGAUCUAUACAUCUAGGAAACUAUCUUGGUGCCAUUAAAAAUUGGAUUUCUCUUCAGAAUUCUUAUGAGGCACUGUUCUUUAUUGUUGACCUACAUGCGAUUACUUUACCGUAUGAUGCACAACUGCUUUCCAAAGCAACAAAGAAUACAGCUGCCAUUUAUUUGGCAUGUGGUAUAGACACCUCCAAGGCAUCCAUUUUUGUGCAGUCUCAUGUUCGGGCUCACGUAGAACUGAUGUGGUUACUGAGUUCAGCUACACCCAUUGGCUGGCUGAAUAGAAUGAUUCAAUUUAAAGAGAAAUCUCGCAAGGCGGGUGACGAAAAUGUUGGGGUUGCACUUCUUACUUAUCCUGUUCUGAUGGCUUCUGAUAUUCUUUUAUAUCAGUCUGACUUUGUCCCAGUUGGUGAGGAUCAGAAGCAACAUAUGGAGUUAACCCGUGAACUGGCUGAGCGAAUCAAUAAUUUAUAUGGAGGGAGGAAGUGGAAGAAAAUGGGAGGAUUUGAUUGCCUAUGUUAUUCUGGUGACAGACGCGGUGGUGCUAUUUUUAAGGUGCCUGAACCUCUCAUACCACAAGCUGGAGCUCGUGUAAUGUCUCUCACUGAUGGUCUUUCUAAGAUGUCCAAGUCUGCGCCGUCAGAUCAGUCCCGUAUCAAUCUCUUGGACCCAAAAGAUGUAAUUGCAAACAAGAUCAAACGUUGCAAAACUGAUUCAUUUUCAGGGUUGGAAUUUGACAAUCCUGACAGACCUGAAUGCAAUAAUCUUCUUUCAAUUUUUCAACUCAUUACUGGAAGGACAAAGGAGGAAGUUGCACGAGAAUGUCAAGAUAUGAAUUGGGGCACAUUCAAAACCCUCCUUGCAGAUGCUUUGAUUGAUCAUCUACACCCCAUCCAGGUUCGCUAUGAGGAAAUCAUAUCUGAUCCAGCUUAUUUGGAUGGGGUUUUGCUAGAAGGAGCUACAAAAGCUACCUGUAUAGCAGAUGCUACUCUCAAUAGUGUGUACCAAGCGAUGGGGUUUGUGCAAAGAUGAACUAAGUUAGUGCUGCAUAAAGAAUUCUUGUGAAAGGUUUUAUUUUACUCAUUUGCUUGGCAAACAAACAAAAUGAAAGAACACGGCUGCUGCCAUGUAAGAACAAGACUAGUUCUAAGCACUUGAAAAAAUAGAAGGAAUGGCUGAAUGGAGCCCAUGCCAAAUGGACCUAUAUUCCAUUACCAUUUACCAAGUUCCAACUAAAAAAAAUAGAAGCGAGAUGCUGGAAACAUCAAGCAACAUUCAAGAAAUUCUUCUGAAAUAGGUCCAUUUGGAGAGGAGAAUGUCUGUAUUACUCCAAGUUUUCUUUCUCAAUAAGUCAAUAUCUAUAUCCAUUUGGAGAGAAUGACUGUGGAUUGGCAUUUCCUUUGUCAGAAACCACUGAGAUGCUGUAGACAUCUUGACCCUACAAAAGAGGUAAUCAUAGAAAAGCUUCAAGAGGUAAUCAUAGCUGCUUUAAUGAUAUAUAUUCAUUCCUAAAGCUUCAUCAAAGUUCCCAGAGCAAUAAAGAGUUAUUAUAUGGAGAUUAAGUUAAAACUAACCUGAUAGAACUGUGCACCAGACUCCACCUCACUCAAACAACUUUCUACUUCAAUCCACAACCCCACUUUCCUAAAACAAUAAAAAAAAAACUGAGUUAGUAUAUGGAGAUUAAGUUAAAACUAUAUUAGAAUCAUCACUAUUUAAAUACUUUAUCAUCUAUAUCUAAAUCAUCACUAUUGAUGGUGUUAUAAGUAAAAGGAUCCUCACCAACAAGAGCAUCUACAUAAAAGAAGAAAGUUAAUUAUUAAGGUGAAACGAUGAACAUUCAUUUUUUUCAAGAUAUAAAGAUUCGAUUUAAAUAACAUUACCUUGAAUUUCAUACGCCAACCAAUUUUGAGAACACAUCAAUGCCUCUGAUGUCUGGGCAUGAAGUCUACUACGAUGUGGACUUACUAUCCUUCCCCCAGUGCUAAAAGCAGACUCUGAAGCAACUGUGGAAAUAUGAAUAGCUAGCACAUCCCUGGUAAUUGUUUGUAAGGUAGGAUACUUGAGUCCAUUUGACUUCCACCAAGCUAAAAUAUCAAAGUUCUGAGUUCUAGGCAAUGCAUUUUCUUCCAAAUAAUGGUCCAACUCUGACUUCAAAUAUGUAAAUCGGAUUAACUAAAGUUUCACUACCAUGUCCAACUUCUUUAUACUUGGAUUUGGAUUGAUACUCAUGAAGCAAGUCAUUACACAAUUGACAAAUCCUCUCAAUCUCCUCCAAUGCACCAUCUGCAUAUAUCAUAAGAAAAUAAUACUCCAUCAACUUCAUCUUAUAUCUUGGAUCCAACAUUGCUGCCACACCCAAAAUGCCAUUAAUCACACACCAAUACUUGUUAAAUUUCUCCAACAUUUUCAAUGUCAUAUUCCUUACAACUUCACAUGAAUAUGCUAUUCUGAUAUCACAAACUUUGGGAAUAUAUAAAUUUGUUGUGGGAUACUUAGUUCCUGAGAAUAACUCGUCACAUUAUAAAUUAUAAAAUAAUUUUAACCUCCCACAAAUUUCCUUUGCCAACUCCCACUCUUCCUCACUUAGCAAACAUUUAUAUUGUGAUUCGCGUUGCCUUAAGCGAGAGAAAAAUCCUUAUAAAUCAAAGCAGUAUGAAGCAUCUCAUAUGUUGAAUUCCAUCUGAUUUUACAAUUAAGAGACAAUUUCUUACUACUUUGAAUUUGCAACUGUCGGGAUGUUUCCUCAAAUUUUUGUUCUCUUUUGGGAGUUGCUUUCCAAUACACAAUACUGUCAUGAAUUUUUUCAGUGGCAUCUCCAAUCACAACUAAUUCAUCUUGUACAAUCAAGUUAAGUAUAUGUGCACAACAAUGCAUAUGCAAGAAUAUUCCAUCCAACAUAAGUGAAUUCAUAGAAAGCUUAUCCAUAAUAUCAUUGAAAAUGACAUCAUUUGUAGUGCAAUUAUCAACAGUAAUUGUAGAUAACUUUCUAUCAAUAUUCCAAUCUAAAAAACAUUCCACUAACAUAUUUGCAAGAACCUCUUUUGUGUGUUGACAAGGCACAUAAACAAACCUAUAACAAUAGAUAAAAUGGAAAAAAAGCUAGGCAAUAAAAGUAAAUACAAAAAAUGACAACUUACUUGAGAAUAGAUGUUAUUCAAAACUAAUAAAAUUAGUAUAAUAUUUCAGAAUAAAGUAAAAGAAAUCAGAGAAGAAGAAGGAGACAGCAAGAAGAAGGAGUUCGAAUGUCUCCUCUUUCCCCUACUCUUAUCUUUUAUAAAAC